This is a messenger RNA of Scaptodrosophila lebanonensis, 1225 nucleotides long. RefSeq lists its product as uncharacterized. Bases 88 to 1062 code for a protein of 324 amino acids. The transcript is spliced from 2 exons. NCBI's taxonomy places the organism in Eukaryota, Metazoa, Arthropoda, Insecta, Diptera, Drosophilidae. The record is from RefSeq and is a predicted model, not a curated record.
AACAAAGGUCAAUAGUAAUUUAAAAAAAGAUACUUUUACCUUAAAAAAUCAAAAUCCAAUGUAAGUAAAUAUAGAACCCGUUUGAGAAUGCGUAGAACCAAAUUUGCAGUAAUUAUUUGUAUCAGUUGUCUCUUUAACCUUAUACCCGUGCGAAACGUUUAUGGCAGACCAAUGCCGGAGCCGCAGGAAGGCCCGCCACAAGAGAUACCAACCCAGCUGCCGCCCCUGCCAGAAGAGCCAACUGCGGCGGCUGUGCCUACAAAUCUGCCACUUGAGACGGAUUUUGUAGAGAUCGAGCCAGCCGUCGAUUCAUUACAGGUGCAAAACAAUGGCCUGCGGCUCUUUCCUGGAAACUUUCAGCCUGUAAUGAAUAUACUGACCAACCCAGCCACGGAUAUUCUCACAACCAUUGAAGAUGAGAGAGAUGAGACAACUUUAACCACGGAGUCUGAGGAAGAGCAAGCGCUUGGGACUGAUUUGCAACUGCUCAGAAGAAGUCCAAAGCCCAAAACCAAGAAACCAAGAACAACAACUCUAGAGCCAAUUCGGGGCACAGAAAAAUCAACCACUACAUCAACGUCUUUGUUUACAGAGUUCACCAUAACCAUACCGAAACAAGCAACUGACUCGCAAGGCAACUGGAUAAGGAACGCAUGGGGCAUUACCUUUGGCAAGGUGUACAAGGAUACGCGUUUCAAUCUUGGUGGACGAUUCACAGUGCCGCGAAUGCAUUUGGAGUCAAAGCCAGUUCGGGACUAUUACCCUGGGGGUCCAAAAGCGACUGUGUGUAUUGGCGCAUCUACUAUUUACAAUAUACCUAGGGUAUAUACUUGGCUAAAGCGCAACAUCUAUAAUCUAACUCAUGAACAUAGGCCAAUCUUUUGGGAUCUGAGGCGCGAACUCUUCACAAAAGCUGACUCGGAGGAGUGUCAUGUCCCGUCACACGAUGAGUGGCGGCGCUAUUGGGAGUGCGCCAUUAGAAGAGAUAUGCGUGUAGAGUAUGCUAUCCCCAAGUAUCCGCUCCAUCAAGUCGGUUACGUGGGUCAUUAUUGGGGUCCUUGAUUUGGUUUAUGCUAAGUCGAACAACAGCAAAGUAUUACUUUGUUAUAUACACAGUAGUCUAUGGCUCGACUCUGUAUUGGUUUUAGAGUUUAAAAUUGUUUGUUAUACGUUUUGUGUGAGUCAAUGAAUGGUUGUGGUAUUAAAUUAUGGCAUCUAACAAAUA